UUGGAUUAUGCAUUGCUGGAUCUCUGUCAAGGAGGUCAAAAUCAGUGAGGGGGAUGGACGAGCAGAAAUCAAACUGCGAAGAGAAUGACUCUGAACCAACAGCUGAUGACAAUGCCCCUUCAAAGCAGCUUGUCUCCUCUGAGGAGGAGCCCAAAGCUCUUCCUGCUGCUGAGGACAUGUCUGGUGCUACUGCAGCCUCUUCCAGCACACUUGUAGAGAGCGUUCAAGCCUGUGCGCUUUGUAACUGUGUGGAGCGGAGCCUGCAUGGACAGCGGGAACUGAGACACUUUGGGCCAUCAUCUGAGUGGCCAACCCUCAAGCCAUCAGCUUCCCCACUGCCACAGCCUGGGAAUGAUGACCUGUCUUCCAUUGGAUUUUCCUCCACCCCCUGUCUGGCGGAACUCUUUGAUGACUCAGGGGGUUUUUGGAUUCAUCACUGGUGUGCGGUGUGGUCGGAGGGAGUGAAGCGGAUGGAGAAUGAGGAGCUGGAGAAUGUGGAUAAGGCCGUUAUCUCAGGGACACAGCGGCUUUGCGAAUACUGCAAAAGGCUGGGUGCAACCAUUCGAUGCCAUGCUGAGGGCUGCUCACGGUUCUACCACUUCCCCUGCUCGGCAGCCAGUGGAUCCUUCCAGUCCAUGAAGCAAUUGGUCCUCCUCUGUCCAGAGCACAUACACAAAGCAGAAGAGUUGGCAGGUGAGGAGGCUUGGUGUGCAGUGUGUGACUCAGCGGGGGAGCUCACGGACUUGCUGUUUUGUACGGGUUGUGGCCAACAUUAUCAUGCGGCCUGUCUGGAGAUUGGUGCCACGCCGAUCCAGCGGGCAGGAUGGCAGUGUCCCGAGUGUAAAGUGUGCCAGACUUGCAGACAACCAGGUGAAGACUCCAAAAUGUUGGUAUGCGAUGCCUGUGAUAAGGGCUACCACACCUUCUGUCUCCAGCCAGCCAUGGAUUCUCUUCCCACUGACCCAUGGAAAUGCAGAAGGUGUCGUGUAUGUACCGAGUGCGGUGUCCGUGGACUGGUGCUGCCAGGUUCGGCACAGUGGUUUGACAACUACUCCGUGUGUGAGGGCUGCCAGCGUCAACGCAGCUCUGUGUGUGGCGUGUGCAGCAAAGCUCCCAACCCAUCUGUUACUCUGCAGUGCUGCAGCAUGUGCCACAGGUGGGUGCACAGUGAGUGUGCUUUCCCGGGGGAGCUUCCAGAAGUCAAGUACAUUUGCCUGCUUUGCAAGGAGGAUCAGCAGCAGCCUGUCACUCAACUACACACAGCAGAGAUACAGACCAGAGAGGUGUCUGAAGAGACUGAAGGACACGUAGAUUUGACAGUCCAAACGGAUGCAGUCAUGGCGACAGAAGAGCACACAGACUUAUCAGAGGUGACCCCAGGACAGAGAGGCACAUCAGCGAUUGGUCAGACUGAAACCACGACUGACAGAGAGACACCGAUGGACUUGGGAGGGGAGUCUGCAGUUGUUGUGACAGCAGAUGUUGGGGAGGGAAUCAUGGAGGAAGAGCCACAGGUAGCAAAAGAAGGAUUCACUUCGGAGACGGCCACUGCUCCACUUAAGUCUACGGAAUGUGGAACAACAGAACAGGGGGCCUCAUGUCUACCUGCUGAUGAGGCAAGAGCAGAAGAGGCAGUCAGCCAGGUGACCCAAGCCACCUCUUCCCAGGACCCCACAGCAGAGACGCAGUCUAACAACCUUAAAGUAGAACCAACACCGGUGUCACAGGAGGGCCCUGAAAAUAUGGAGGUGGAGAAAGAGGAGGAGAAGCAGGAGACCACUCCCUCAGGGGAACAAGAAGAGUUAUUAAACAGUGGCUCUGAUGGCAUGCCUAUUGCAGAACCAUUCUGUAAGGAUCCACCAAAGUUGCCAGCUUCUCCUGCCUCUGUGGACAGAACGGACCGUUUGCCCAUGGCUAAUCAGCAGGAAAGAAGUCCAUGCCAGGAUCCCCAGUCUCCUCCUCCUCUUUCUUUAUCAGUAGACACCCAAGAGGCCCUCUCUGCUGUGGACAUGGAGGAGAGGUUACUACCUCACUCAGAGGAGGAGGAGGAGGAAGAGGAGGACGAAGACGAUGAUGAGCCGAUGAAAGGAGAAGGACAUAUUGUGGACAUAAAGCAGGAAAUGCAGGAGCGAGAGGUUAAGCCAGAAUUGAUGCUGGAUGAGAUGUCCAACAUGAGCCACGGAGAUGAGAGCAGCAGUGGCUUUCUGGGCUCUCCAGGAGAACCCGAUCCUCAGAUCUCCAUGGAAUUUGGCCUUGUGUCUGCUGGCCGCUCACACGCAGAUAACCUGCUCACUGAGACUGAUGACUCGCUUCCCUUCGAACCCCUCAGAAGCGACAGAGAGAAAGCGAAACGCAGAGGUUCCCCAGGUCGCUCACGUAUCAAACAGGGGCGAAGCAAUAGUUUUCCUGGGAAGCGUAGACCUCGAGGGGGUGGUGGAGGGAGAGGGCGUGGUGGGAGGUCACGCCUCAAAGCCAUGGCCUCCUGUAUUGAUGCCUUCUUGCUAAGCAUGACCUCAGACACUGGACUAAAUAAGGAGGAAGAUGAUGAAGAAGAUGACACCAUGCAGAACACAGUGGUUCUUUUCUCAAACACUGAUAAAUUUGUCCUACUCCAGGAUAUGUGUGUUGUAUGUGGCAGUUUUGGAAAGGGUCCAGAGGGGCAGUUGUUGGCUUGUGCUCAGUGUGCACAGUGUUACCAUCCCUACUGUGUGAACAGCAAAAUCACCAAGACGAUGCUCCGUAAGGGCUGGCGCUGUUUGGAAUGUAUUGUGUGUGAGGUGUGUGGAAAGGCUUCGGACCCCUCCCGUCUGCUGCUGUGUGAUGACUGUGAUGUCAGCUAUCACACCUACUGCUUGGACCCGCCCCUGCACAAUGUUCCCAAGGGUGGUUGGAAGUGCAAAUGGUGUGUGUGCUGUGUGCAGUGUGGUUCCAACUCACCGGGUUUCCACUGUGAGUGGCAGAACAACUACACCCACUGUGGCCCCUGUGCCAGCCUCGUCACUUGUCCAGUAUGCAGAGAGAACUUCAUGGAGGAGGAGCUGCUGCUGCAGUGUCAGCACUGCGAUCGAUGGGUUCACGCUGUCUGCGAGAGUCUGUACACCGAGGAUGAGGUGGAACAAGCUUCUGAUGAGGGCUUUGCAUGCACAUCGUGCACCCCAUAUGUUCCAAAACCUGUGGUAGUAGAGUCAGCCAUUAUGGCUUCAAUAAAGAUCAAAGAGCCAGAACCCCAGUUCUACCGGUUGGAGGGUGUAUGGCUGACAGAGUCAGGCAUGACCCUGCUUCGCAGCAUCUCAAUGUCUCCCUUGCACAAGAGGCGGCAGCGCCGCUCCCGUCUCGGCACUCUGUGUUGUGAAGGAGGUCCUGAUGGAAUGGAUCUGAGGGAGGUCGAAGGAGAAGGGGACGAGGGAAAAGGGUGUGGGGAACCCAUGGAAUGUGAACCGAAGAUGGAGAACCCUGGGAGUCCUGACAGAGAAGGUGCUGCAGAGGGAACUGAAGGUGGAGGAGCAGAGGAGACAGAUGAUAGCAAAAAAAGAAAACGGAAACCUUACAGACCUGGAAUUGGAGGCUUCAUGGUGCGACAAAGGAAGUGUCACACACGGAUGAAGAAAGAAUUUUUUGCCCAGCUGGCUGGCGAGACUAUGUUAGAUGGACAGCCAAUAGAGAGAACCAUUGAUGAAGGACCCCACCCUGACACAGAUAACAUAAUGGAUCCUAAACCAGUGGAGGGCGAGGAACAGGCCAAGAAACGUCGGGGCCGGAAGAAGAGCAAACUCGAGGACAUGUUUCCAGCUUAUCUUCAGGAGGCUUUCUUUGGGAAGACACUAAUUGACUUGAGUAAGAAAGCUGUGAUGAUACCCCCGGGGCAGAGGCCAAGUGUAUGCCUUGUCCGCCCUUCAUUACCAGCACCACCAGCAUCAGGGGUCAAAUCUAUUGGCCCAGAGACUGAAGCCAAGGAUCGUGUGGUGAAAGAUAAUUUUCCUCUCAAGCAAGAGGGGGGUGAGGCCCUCCAGGCUCAGGGAGAUGGUGCAGGAGUUUCUGCACCAUCCUCAUCGCUGAAGGACCAGGCAGCAACUGAUCCUCAUGACUCAGAUGCAGAUAAAAGUGAAGGUCUUCCGCAAGGGGUGGAGAGUCAGGACUCGGAACAGUUUUUCAGGAAGGUUCUGGGAGUGUCAGACGGCUCCUCUUUGGGGAGCAUGAAGCCCAUCUUGGAGGGCAGUAAGGGAGAACUCAAUCGUAGCACUCUGCCGCAGAGAGCUCUCCUCUCAGGGUCCCUGCCCUCAGCUGGAAUGAUGGAAGCCUUUCCUGGCCUCUCUCAGUCACCGUUCUUUGACAUGCGGGACCGAGGAGGACUGUUCAGUCCGGAUGGGGGUGAGGAGAGCCCCUGGGCCACUCCCUCCACCCCAGCAACCCCCUCCUCCCCACCGACCCCCACUGAGGCAGAGGGGGAUGGGCUGUCGUACAACCAACGCAGUCUCCAGCGCUGGGAGAAAGAUGAGGAGCUGGGAGAACUCUCAACCAUUUCCCCUGUGCUUUAUGCCAAUACCAACUUUCCCACUCUCAAACAAGACUACCCAGACUGGGCUAGUCGCUGUAAGCAAAUCAUGAAGAUCUGGAGGAAGGUGUCAGCUGCUGACAAGGUUCCAUAUCUGCAAAAGGCCAAAGAUAAUCGAGCAGCUCAGAGGAUCAACAAGGCACAGAAGCAGGCAGAGAGUCAGGUGUGCAGGCCAGUCAAGACAGAGGCAGGGCGUGUGAAGGGAGAAAGGCCCAGUUUACACCUCCAAAUCCCUCCACCAUCAGGCUCUACAUCAAUUUCUUCUCAGCCCAGCUCUGCAGAAAGCCCAUUUCCCUUCCCUCCAGAUUCAGGAUCAUCCUCUGUUUUUUUCUCAGACGGACCUGUUAAGACCCCGGUGUCAGCUGAAAUCCGUUCUGAUCCGUUGGCCAAGCUUCCUCCUCAGUCACCCCAUUCUCAUUCCCACCCAACCACACCCUUCUCCCAUGCUGGGGCCAGCCCCUUGCAGGCCUCUUCCUCAGGUUAUUCCGCUUCCGGCCCACAGGGUCCUCCUCAGGGACGGCCAGCCAGUCUUGGCCCCUUUGACAUGCAACCAGGAACUCCUGGAACCCCCAGACGGGCUCAGCAGGUUGACCCCUACUUCAGAUCACAGCUGCAGCAGCAACAGGGUCAUCUACCACAAUCACAGCAAGGCUCUCAGGAGUCCCUAGGUCCUCCAGAAAGUCCUCAUUCAAGAGGUGCUGGGGUCGGGGACUCGCCCAUCUUCUCGCCGCCCCACAAUACCCAUUAUGGAGACACUUUCAGAACCCAGCAAGGGAUAGGACGGCCAGAAUAUGGUUCAUCUCCGUCACCCUCUGCAGUGGCUUCCUCACCUGCAAGCACAGGACAGUAUAGGGCUGAUAUGAGUGCACCUUCUCCACGCUCCUCCACAGUUGGAAGAACUGACCUAUCCACUGGCUCCCCUGCUGGGAUGCUGGAGUCUGGGGAUGGUUUAUUCAAGGCACCUAUGACGCCACGAAUGCACCAAGGGGAGGGCGGAGCAAUUCAUCCUGGAGCUUCCCCCAGCCACCACUCUGAAGGCUACAGGCAGUCUCCCUCCCACCCUUUCUCUGAUCCCCACACUCAGCCACCGCUAACUCCCAGACCGCAUUCAGGUGACAAUUGUUCUCUUGGACCCCAGAGACACCCUGUAGGUCAACAGGAACUAUGCUCAAGAGUGCCCUCCAGCCCACAGUCCCAGGGCAGCUCUCAGUCUCCCCACACUCCUGGUGGCCUCUGCAAUGAUGCUUACUCUGUCCAGUCUCCUUCUACCCCUCGUUUCCAAUCCCCAGACCCUUGUUCUCAGCCACCUUCAAGGCCACAAUCUAGAGACCCUUUUGCUACUAUACACAAACCCCCUCGCCCCUCCUCUGUUGCCCCAGAGGGAACUGUAAGUUAUAAAGGCUCGCCUCAUCCUAACCAGCCACCUCCACCCCAUCCCACCAACAGUUCCAUAGCGGAUCCUCUCUCUGGUAAACCAUCAGGACCUCCCUCUUUCAGCUGCAGCCCCAACACAGGAGGCUUCCAAAUAACUCAGCAGCAGAGUCAGAUGUUACAGGGUCAGCUUCAGCAACCACAGCCACAAACUCAGCAGACUAUGGGAUCAGACGGCUUCAGCUCCAGGGGGCCACCUCCUACUGGACAUCAAGAACUACCGUCUGUCCGCCCUUCAGAUGCACCUCAUCAGCCAGCUUUGCCAGGCACUCAAGAAAUGCCUGACAUUUCAGCAGUGCAGGACCCUGCAUUAGUAGGCCUUAGCCCUUCUGAGCUGGAGAAGCACCGUCAGCGACAGAGACUGAGGGAAUUUUUAAUCAGACAACAAAUGCAGAGAAACUCCAUUAGACAAGAGAAGGAGGCUGCUGCUGCUGCUGGCAGUGCAUCCCCUGGCUGGUCUGGAGGAGAGAUGGGAGGCUUUCAACAAGACAAGGCCCACAGAGCACCACCACCUUAUCCACAGGAUCGUGUUGCUGCUACUACUGCUGGAGCUCAGGCUUCUGUGGCAGGGAAGAUGCCCAUGGUUGUUGGAGGCAUGGAGGACACGCUCAUUCGCCCACCACCUACGGGAACCCCUGCCAUCAUGGAUCCCACUGCACUAAGGCCACCAGGGCCCACCAGACCUCAGGGCAUGUUUGCCCGUCCACCAUUCCCUCCUCAGUGGCAGGGCCAGGCCCCAGGUCCAAGGAGGUUCCCCCAACCUGGCAUGGAGGCCAUGGGCAUAAGGCACAAUCUCAACCCUGCUGUCAACAUCCAAGGUAUGGAAGGCAUGAGUAACCCUCACACCUUGAUACCAGGACAUGGAGGAGAGACCAUGCAGCCAAUGGGUCAAGGACCUCCACCGCAAUUCAUUGAAUUGAGACACAACUCACAAAGGCUACCACUGCGACCCCAGUUUAUGCCCCGUGGACCCCAGCCCAGACCACGUCUCUUUGUCCAACAGCAAGAGAUAGGAGCACCUUAUGUUCAGCAACAUCCCAUAGCUCAAGCUGGUGGCAUUCAAACAGAGAGUGGCAGCAACUCACAGCUGGGGUUACAGCAGGGUGGACUGUCAGUUUUACUGCCUCAGCAGUCUACAGGCACAGUAACACAACAGCCCCACCUGCAGCCCCAGGCAUCUGCUUCCGCUCCAAACAAUCCUAGCACUGAGCAGCAUCACCUUCCACAACCAAAUGUAGUCACUGGGCCCCAGCCUGCCACAGCAGAAAACAGUGAGGAACUGCCAGAGCCUGACCUUGAAGGGAUCGGGGAUCCUCCAGGGGAUGGAGGGGUGGAAGAUGAGGAUGAUUUGGCUCUAGACUUAGACCCUGACAAAGGAGAUGAUGACUUGGGGAACCUGGACAACCUUGAAACAAAUGAUCCACAUCUAGACGACUUGCUUAACAGUGAUGAGUUUGACCUGCUGGCUUACACUGACCCUGAACUGGACCAAGGAGACCCUAAAGAUGUCUUCUCAGACCAGCUGCGGUUGGUGGAAGCAGAAAGUGAAACACCUUCAUCUUCCUCCGGAUCUGUGCUUGUUAAAGUGGAAGAGAAAGCUAAGGUGGAGCCAGGGCAGAAGUCUCUCAGAACAGCCCCUGCAAGUACAGGGGGGUCUGCUACCCAACUGCCACCUUCUGCGGAAACUGCUGAUAUCUCCAAAGUCAAAAUAGAGGACAGAGGGCUGACCCCUCAGAUGCAGCCGGGACAGACUGUGGUGAAAGAUGAAAUAGGAGAUGCUGUGUCAAUGCUUCUUGGUGGAACCACACCAUCAGCCAAGCCUUCACAACCAGAAAACCAGUCAGCCUCACUCAGUUCUGUUCGAUUAGGGGGACUAUCCUACCCCCUGUCAGGCCAAGCUGAUUCAUUGCCCUUUCCUUCAGCUGCUGCACAUGCAGAUAUUAAUGAUGAUCCGCUAGGGCUGCCUGAUGUAGGGGGACAGCACUCCCCUGCUGUCGAUUUGGCAAAGGUAGAGAGCUCUUUAGAUGGUGAACUGCCUCUUCUAAUACAGGAUCUGUUGGAGCAUGAGAAGAAGGAACAACAGAAGCAGCAACAGCAACAACAGCUCAGUUCCCUCCACCAGGGAGGCAUGCCGCCUCAUUUUCCUGGCCUCUCAAGUCAACAGCCAAACCCACAGGCACCUGGGCAGAUAAUGCUGCCACACCACCAUCGUCCACCACCCCAAGGAAUGAUGGCUCAGCCAGGGAUGGUACCCCGUGCUCCGCACAUGUUGCAGCAGCAGCAGCGGCUUAUGGGAACUGGAAUGGCACCUCCACCUCACAUGACCAUGGCCCAGCAGCAAGCCAUGAUGAGGAUGGGGCAGCCAGGGGUCCAUACAGGUCUCAGCCAUCAGACGCAGCCACAGGUACAGCCACAGCCGCAGCCGCAGCCAGUGGUUAAACAGUCACCGCUUGCCAACAGUUUCUUCCCAGAUAAAGAUUUAGAUAAAUUUGCUACUGAUGACAUCAUGGAUCCCAUUGCAAAGGCAAAGAUGGUGGCACUGAAGGGUAUCAAGAGAGUGUUGGCACAGGAUCCAAUGGUUGUUCCUUCUGGCAUUAACAGGCAACAAGUUUCUCUACUUGCUCAGAGGCUAGCCUCUGCCCCGGGCACAGAUCCAAGUCAACUUACAUCUGGACCUCCAAAGGAGGGAGAAACAAGUGAUCCCACCCAGUCAAGACCCAACCCUCCCCAGUUUGUCCAAGGAAUCAUCAACGAUGCAGAACAACACCAAUAUGAAGAAUGGCUUCUUCACACCCAGCAGUUACUUCAAAUGCAGCUGAAAUUUUUGGAGGAACAGAUUGGAGUUCACCGCAAAUCACGCAAGGCACUGUGUGCUAAGCAACGCACUGCUAAGAAAGCUGGCAGGGAGUUUGCUGAGGCAGAUGCAGAAAAACUAAAGUUGGUUACAGAAGAGCAGAGCAAAAUUCAGAAACAGCUUGACCAGGUACGCAAGCAGCAGAAGGAGCACACCAAUCUUAUUGCAGAGUACAGAAGCAAGCAACAACAGCAUCAGCAAGGCUCAGGUCUUCUUACCCCAGGUCAUUCUGCACAGGGGGCACCCCCUCAUGUGUUUCCCAAGAUGCCUGGGCAGAUGGUGAUGGGUCAACAAGGGACACCAAUAAUGGGCCAGCACCCUGGCAUGAUGCCCCAAGGUGGAAUGCCUGUCAGGAUGCCUCAAGGGCAGCCCUUUAUUGGUGGAGCUCAACCCCAGCUUCCUGGCGCUCUCGGAGCCAGUGGCGCCAGGGCCCCAGGUCCUCCUGUGGCUCCAACAGGAUUCUUCCCACAAGGGCCUGGAAUGCAAGGUGCAGACCCCAGGGUUCUACAAGAAAGACAGCUUCAACAUAGGAUGCAGAUGGCAAAGCUCCAACAGCAACAGGUGAUGAUGGGCCAGCAACCUAUACCACACCCAAAUCAACAGUCUGGCUUAAUUGCUCAGCCGCAGCCGGGUAUGAUGGGGAACCCACUUAUGGCCCAACAAGCAAACACUCAACAGGGAAUGCUAGCCAACCAGGCCAAUCAGCAAAGCAUGGUACAAGCUCCGCAAGGAAUGGUUGGAGGCCAGACUCUGGUGCCACAGAACCUCGCAGGAGGCCAGCCUAUUAACCAUGCUCAAGCCAUGAUGGCAGCACAACCAGGCAUUAUGAGGAACCAGCCAGUUGCACCAUGUCAGCAACAGCGGCCCCAGCUGGUGAUGGGUCAGCAAGGCAUGGUUGGAUCUCCAGGUCAUCCUGGCCUCAGGGGUACUCAGGCCCAAUUGACUCCGCAACAACAGAACAUUCUGGCCCAACGCAUGCUUGCAUCUCAGCAACAGCAGCAGAAUGUUGCAAAGAAUUUGGCCCACCUGCAGCAGCAGCAGAUAGCACAGCAAAGACAACAAAACCAGUUGAUCAGUCAUUCGAGCCAAGAGCAAGGAGGGCUCUCCCAACCCUCUACCCCACAGAUGGGCUCCUCGCCUUCAGCAGGAAGUAUCACGCCCCAGCCACAGGGAGCUACAGACUCUGGUCCCAAAGAGGGUGGG
Molecule: messenger RNA, 10040 nt
Organism: Micropterus dolomieu (smallmouth bass)
Lineage: Eukaryota; Metazoa; Chordata; Actinopteri; Centrarchiformes; Centrarchidae
Gene: kmt2d
Product: lysine (K)-specific methyltransferase 2D
Exons: 40
Biological process (GO): nervous system development
Cellular component (GO): nBAF complex
Source: RefSeq, a predicted model, not a curated record